This is a messenger RNA of Mesorhabditis belari, 648 nucleotides long. NCBI's taxonomy places the organism in Eukaryota, Metazoa, Nematoda, Chromadorea, Rhabditida, Rhabditidae. The record is from the annotation of a GenBank genome assembly.
AUGAAAUCAACUUUGGUUUUUAUUGCUCUUGUCGCUGUUGUUCUUGGUGUUGACACAUGCUCGAACAAUGAUGUGAAUGGAUUGUUGACUUGCUAUAGAACUUAUCUUUCUGGAUAUGGAAUUACGAUGAAGGACAAGCUGGUCCACUAUUGGGAUGAGUUCCACCAAAUCCGAACAGCGAUGCUGGAUCAGCAAGGACGAGCAGUUCAACCAAAAAUUUGCAACCUUGGAAAUGCUCUUGGACAAUGCACCGGUCAAUACUCGUGCCUUUCACAAGACACUUUCGUCACAAUGGGAGCCAAUCAAACGGAGAAACUUCAAUGGGCUUUGGAUUUGAAUCUCACAAUCUAUCAAUGUGGACCCGGAUACAACACUUUGAUGGCUGAUUUCUAUUGCAUUCAUGCUUGCGCGGAGCACCAGAGUAACACGAUCGAUCAAUGCACAACUGAUAUGAACAAUGCUAUCAACAAUGGGACGGAUGCUUGCGUUGCCCUCAACCAAAUGAUCCAAUGUGAAUCAGCCAUCUUUGCCGCUUAUUGUGAUUACAAUGCCGGAGUUUUCCAAUGUGGAGGAGAUGUCGCUUUCUUUAGUGUCAACAAUCCGGAGUGCAAGAACAAAAUGCUCACAUGUCCAAAUUAUCAAAUGUUU